CUUGCUAUUGAAGGCAGUGGGAUUUUCCAAGGGAAUCGCUGUUUACGAAUAGCAUGCAGCGACGAUACAUAUAGUCACCAUGUCGAUGGAUGGUAUGUAUUCUAAAGUGAAUGGGAGACUGAAUCCUGAGUAUAAAGAAGGUAGAGUUUUCUUUUCAAAAGUAUGUUCUGUUUACUGUUCACGAUCCCCAAGUGGCUUAAAAUUCUCCCGAAUCAAAACCUUGCAAGUAUAAUUUAUAUGUCCUCAUCAUAAAACUGUGCGAGAGCUGAAUAUCGGUAGAGGUAUUAUGGUCACUGCAGUUGGGAUGACUCGAUACAACGUGAUGGCUAGUCUUUUGUCAGUUGUGGCUGGAAUCGCUCUGGCUCAAGAGAAACACAUCAAAUUUGAGGCUGGUUCCUCAGACAGUUGAUGUACUUGUUGGCUCUUUAGUCACACUUGAGUGCCAGGUAGCAUCAGGGACACACGGUGGAUCACUGAGAUGGAAAUUUAACAACAAGUCCUGGGGUUUGUUUGACCAUCCACAGGCCCCUAUGACAACAAGCCGCAAUACAAAUCUUGCCAUCUACUCACGAAGACUGACAGCUCAGAGAAAACACAACGAAUCUUUGGUUCAAUGUGUUAUGACUCUGAGUGCAGGACAAACCAUCCACAGUAAUCAGGGUGUUCUGAUGGUUAGAGAUUUUCAGGCGUUUCCUAGAUCUGUCAACUCAACACUUGGAGAUACUGUAGAUUUUUACUGCCGUCCCUACUUCACUGGCUAUCACAUAUCCUGGUUGAUUAAUGGAACUGAACUUUGUCAAUUCAACAACGCUUCGGGCGUCUCAGAGCUCUCUGAAACUAGCCUGAGAAUACACAGUGUCCAGCAACAGUUUAACAAUACGUUUGUUCACUGUAAGAUCAGCACUACCUCGAUCAUUAGCCCUCCAGCUAUUCUUCUGAUACAAGGGGAGCUAGGAGCUGUGGGAGACCUCCACGUUGCAGCCUAUAGUCCAGAGUUUCUCACCAUCUCCUGGACUGCUCCCUUCUCUCUAGACAUCACUGACUCCCAUCCUGAUCUCUGUGGUCUCUCUCAGGGACUGUAUGAAGUUAGUGUCGUGUCCAUCAAUGCCUAUCGCAGGGCUCAACAAUCCAGUAAACUGCUAGUGUAUCUAGUGGAGUAUGAAGAAAGUGGCUGUAACACUAGUUACGGAAGCAAUGCCACCAAUGACACACCCUUCCUCAUACCAGCAAGUGGAGAGGCAGCUACUACAGCAAAUACUAUUACACUAUCAGGAGUUGGAGUCGGUGUGACAGUGGGUGUCAUGGCGACAGCGAUUCUGGUGAUCCUAGGAGUCAUAUGCUGGUACCAUUCAAGCAGCAGCCAUUUUUGUAAAAGAAGGGAAUUAAUUAAGGAGAGGAAUUUACAACGCAAUCCAGCUUAUGAAGGCUGGGGUCCAAAACAGAGUCCCACUGACCAGCAGAGUGCUGUGUUACCUAAAGUACGACAGAGAGGGAGGGAGCUCUCUGGUUUCACUGCCCACGCUGCCCCCACCCCACAACAGGAGACUGUGUACGAAGAAAUUGCUUAAGAAUUUCAUGAGGAAUUUACCGAACAAUGUAUAAUUGCAUUAUUACACAUACCUAGCUAAUAGCUACUAUGUCAAAAGCAU
Messenger RNA from Geodia barretti, 1649 nucleotides. NCBI's taxonomy places the organism in Eukaryota, Metazoa, Porifera, Demospongiae, Tetractinellida, Geodiidae. The record is from the annotation of a GenBank genome assembly.